UUGUGUCUGGCAGCGAUGGCAUCUCAAGGCAUCCAGAUCCUGGGCAUCAUGCUCUCCAUUAUAGGCUGGUUGGGCACCAUCAUCGCCUGUGGGAUGCCCAUGUGGAGAGUCACGGCCUUCGUUGGCGCCAACAUCGUCACGGCCCAGAUCAUCUGGGAGGGUUUGUGGAUGACCUGCGUGGUCCAGAGCACCGGACAGAUGCAGUGUAAGGUCUACGACUCCAUGCUGGCUCUAUCACAAGACAUGCAGGCCUCCAGAGCCAUGGUCAUCAUCUCCAUCAUGGUGGGCGUCUUUGGGUUCCUCAUGGCUGUGGUUGGUGGAAAGUGUACCAAUUGUUUGGAAGACGAAGCAGCCAAAGCAAAAGCGUGUAUCUUCUCUGGAGUGGUUUUAAUCAUUGCUGGUUUGCUCAUUUUGAUACCUAUUUGCUGGUCAGCGCACACUCUUAUCAGGGACUUUUACAACCCUUUGUUAACAGCAUCCCAGCGGCGGGAGCUGGGAGCCUGUCUUUAUAUAGGCUGGGGGUCUGGAGGCCUCUUGUUGUUGGGCGGUGGGCUACUUUGUUGGAACUGCCCGUCCAAUGAUAAUAAGCCCUACAUUGCAGCCAAGUACACCCAUGGUAGAUCUAUGACCCCAACAAUGAACUACGUGUGAGAAAACAAGCGUAAGCUGAAGAUAUUUGGCAAGUACUGUACAGAAUGACUCAAAGCGAAUGCUAAUGGAUUUACUGUAUGCCUGCAGCUGGCUAACAUGCAAAUUACUGCUGUCAUUGGUUAAACGCUUGAAAAUGACUGAAAGUGAAUUCACAAUUGUUUGUUUACAAUAAAAAUGCAAAAAAAAUCUAGUGUUUGAAUGAUUAUGAAUGUCUCAAAAUACAGAUGUCUUCACAUCCA
Danio aesculapii is the source of this 890-nucleotide messenger RNA. Its product is annotated as claudin-4. Bases 16 to 651 code for a protein of 211 amino acids. Gene Ontology annotation, biological process: cell adhesion; bicellular tight junction assembly. Gene Ontology annotation, cellular component: bicellular tight junction; plasma membrane. The transcript has a single exon. The record is from RefSeq and is a predicted model, not a curated record. Gene Ontology annotation, molecular function: structural molecule activity. Lineage: Eukaryota; Metazoa; Chordata; Actinopteri; Cypriniformes; Danionidae.